This is a messenger RNA of Nerophis ophidion (straightnose pipefish), 1758 nucleotides long. Its product is annotated as probable global transcription activator SNF2L2. The transcript is spliced from 7 exons. Gene Ontology annotation, cellular component: RSC-type complex. Lineage: Eukaryota; Metazoa; Chordata; Actinopteri; Syngnathiformes; Syngnathidae. Gene Ontology annotation, molecular function: protein binding. The record is from RefSeq and is a predicted model, not a curated record. Gene Ontology annotation, biological process: chromatin remodeling. Bases 381 to 1268 code for a protein of 295 amino acids.
CAGACGUUUCCGUGCCGUGUCGGCUCGGGCAAGGGAUAGAGCGUAUUUUACGCGUUUUAGGAUUCUGUCGCGGCUGCGAGUUGCGGCAUCGCUCAGAUUGAAUGCGAAAAAAAAAAAGAAAAAAAGAAUGGACCUUUAACGGGAGGGUGGGAAAAAAAAAAAAAGAAGUGAGGCAGCAGUGGAUGUCAAAAAGCAUGCAGAGGCAAGCUCAAGGCCUUCCGCAGUCGGGAACGAGACGGACAAGAGACGGCGUCUGUGCCCCCCCCUCCUCCCCUCACAAUGAUUUGUAUAUGAAAACAUAGCGCGUUUUUGGUUUUUUUUUAUUUAUUUUUUUUAAUCCUUCUCCCCCCUCCUGGCUCCGCUUGUUGAGCGAUCAGCUGAUGAAGAGACUCGCAGCUCGCCGCUAUGCUGGCUUGCUAAUUCUCUCCCCCACUGCUGCUGCGGUCGAUCCGGCUAGCCCGCCGCCUGCAGAUUGCACUCAGCCUCAAGCGGGAGGGAAGAGCUCCCCGCAGGAGAUGGAGGAGGACGGCGGUCAGAAAAAGCGUAAAGGCGAGGGCGAAGACAAGACGCUCCAGGCGGCGCAGGAAACCGGAGAAAAGGUCAAGAGGAAGCGAGGGCGGCCGCCCGCCGAGAAGCUGCCGCCGAAUCCGCCCGAGCUCACCCGUCAACUGAGCACCCUGGUGGACAUGGUGGUCAACUACAAGGACGGUCUGGGUCGACAGAUCAGUAAAGGCUUCGUCCAGCUUCCCUCCAGGAAGGAAGCGCCCGAGUACUACGAGCUGAUCCGGAAGCCCGUGGACUUCAGAAGGAUCAGGGAACGUGUGCGUAACCACAAGUACCGAAGCGUGGGCGACCUGGAGAAGGACGUCUUUCUGCUGUGUCACAACGCUCAAACAUACAACCUGGAAGGAUCUCAGAUAUACGAGGACUCCAUCGUCAUCAAGUCUGUUUUCGAGAGUGCCAGGCUGCGAAUCGUCACAGACGAGGAGCCCGGACAAACGGCGGCCUCGACCGUGGUCGGCGUGAGCGCGGCCGACGGCUGCCAAACCGUGACUCCGGCAGAGCUUCAAACGGCGUCGCUCGCCAAGGCGGGUAACGAGGAGACGAGUUGCAACCUCACGACCAAGAAGCCGCUCUUGUACCGAGACCAGGAUGUGGAGGAAAUCACCUCAAAGGACGAAGGGACGUGUUUGGAAAGACUGAUUGGCUCUAAUAAGUCACGUUGCUGUUCUUUUAAUUGUUGUUUGUCUCAUUUCUCCUACACAUAGGAUGUAAAAAAAACUGCUUUACUGACUCUUUUUAAUCAUUGUAUUGGAACGAAAGGCCUUCAUAUUUUCAAUAAGUGGGACAAAAGUAGAGACACUUUCCAACUCCUUGACUGGGACCACUCGUGCUCCUUUCUGUGGGAAUUUGUGUCACUGAUGUUGGAUCCCAAAGUUGUUGUUUGGGAUUCUUGCACACCAAACUCAUCCAAGCAUGCCUUCCCAGCACGCACAAGAUAUGAAAACUAUGUUUAGAACUUGCUGAGUUAGGUCCUGGCGUUGAGCAACUCAAAGAUAACGCUGGAACAACUUGCUUUUUGACAACGUUUAAUCAAUGUUGGGUUCUGAAAUUUCCUAACCAAUAUUCUACAACACAAAUGACGUUUAGUCAAUGUCAAUGACGUUGAUUUGACCGAUGAUACCCCAGAUCAAAUAUUUUCCUAAUAACAAGAUACAAACUCCGUCUCCAUAUGAGUUGGGAAAUUGUGUUAGAUGU